AUGGCGUACGGUGAACGACAACCUCUAUUGAGCGUACCUGGCGACUCUUCGGAUGACGUGCCCAGUGAUGUCCUGCCAACCACAGGACAGCGAAAACAUCUUACCUGGAUCAGCGCAUACAUCCUGGUAGUCUCGCGAGUUAUUGGGAGCGGCAUCUUCGCAACACCCGGUACCAUCGUCAAAUCUGCCGGCAGUGUCGGCUUAUCACUAUUGAUAUGGGCAGUCGGGACCGUUCUGGCAGCCUGCGCGCUGGCCGUGUCGAUGGAAUAUGGCUGUAUGCUGCCGCGAUCAGGAGGAGAAAAGGUAUACCUGGAGUAUACCUAUCCGCGUCCUCGGUUUCUUGCGUCGACCCUGAUCGCAGUGCAGGCAGUUGUUCUGGGUUUUACGGCCAGCAACUGCAUCGUAUUCGCCAAGUAUACGUUCUUCGCUUUUAAUGUGGUGCCCACGGAGCUCCAGCACAAAGCCCUAGCGGUGGGGUUGAUGACUGCUGUCACAAUCAUUCAUGGCUGCUUUCUUCGCACUGGCAUCUGGAUUCAGAACGCAUUCGGCUGGGUGAAGAUAUUCCUCAUUGGUGCCAUUUCCCUGACCGGUAUUUGGGUGAUCUUGCUUCGCCCUCACGGUGACCCUGACGCUCUCACCCCUGAACCGACCAGCGUGUUCUCGUGGGACACAUUGUGGGAGGAUUCCAACUGGAGUUGGAACUUGCUGUCCACGUCCUUGUUCAAGGUGUUCUACUCAUACGCGGGAUUGAACAACGUGAAUAACGUUCUGGGCGAGGUGAAGAAUCCGAUCCGGACGAUCAAAACGGUAUGUCCGGCGGCGCUUCUCACCGCUGGUGCUUUGUACUUUCUUGCCAAUAUUUCGUACUUCCUCGUCGUGCCGCUGGAAGAUAUCAAGAACAGCGGAGAAUUAGUCGCUGGUCUGCUCUUCGAGCGGCUGUUUGGCAGCCACAUCGGACGGACACUAUUUCCCCUGGCCAUCGCUCUUUCCGCUGCUGGCAAUGUCAUGGUAGUUACUUACGCCUUGGCCCGCGUAAACCAAGAGAUCGCCCGACAGGGGUUCCUUCCCUGGUCUCGAGUUUUGUCGUCCUCAAAGCCAUUCGGUGCUCCCCUUGGCGGCCUCAUCGUGCACUAUAUACCUUCUCUGCUGGUCAUCGCCCUUCCACCCCAAGGAGACGUGUACAACUUCAUUCUCGAUGUUGAAGGCUACCCAGGACAGGUCUUCAGUCUCGCAGUUACAGUGGGUCUCCUGCUGCUGCGAUACCGCGAACCGUCUCUCCCACGGCCCUUCAAGGCCUGGCUACCAGCAGUAUGGCUACGAGUCGUAGUUUGCGUCGCUUUACUCUCUGCGCCAUUUUUCCCUCCAGCAGACGGGAAGAGCGAUGUUAAUUUCUUCUACGCGACAUAUGCGAUCGUGGGAAUGGGAGUUAUCAUCUUCGGAAUUUUCUACUGGUACAUCUGGACAGUUCUACUCCCACGCUGGGGCGGAUAUAAACUGGAAGAGGAAGAUGAGGUGCUGGAUGACGGGACCAAGAUUACCAAGCUUGCGCGUUCGUAUACUUGA
Aspergillus costaricaensis CBS 115574 is the source of this 1563-nucleotide messenger RNA. RefSeq names its product putative methionine permease. NCBI's taxonomy places the organism in Eukaryota, Fungi, Ascomycota, Eurotiomycetes, Eurotiales, Aspergillaceae. Gene Ontology annotation, cellular component: membrane. The coding region runs from base 1 to 1563 and encodes 520 amino acids. Gene Ontology annotation, biological process: amino acid transmembrane transport. Gene Ontology annotation, molecular function: L-amino acid transmembrane transporter activity. The transcript has 4 exons. The record is from RefSeq and is a predicted model, not a curated record.